AUGGGCUGCACAAGCAGCGCUCCAGUUAUGGCAGACGCUCGGAGUGAUGCAACAGAUGGCGCCAAAUCGGAGACAAAUAAUGAACACUAUGCGGCAGAGGAAAAAGUCCAGAAUACAUUUGUUAAUCACAAGAAUCACUUGAGUUUGGACAGCCACUAUUCUACUGAGAUGCUUCCUAAAAGUGAUAAAAUAAAUGAAAACGUACAAUUACCUAGUUAUAAUUCUAUAUUUUUAAACAACGACUCGGAUUGGCCAGCCAAAGGUAUAGACAAUUGUUUAAACAGUGAUAGCCAGAAAAACAUCGUUCAAACAGAGAAAAAAUUAAAAACAUUUAUCGAAGUAGUAGAUCAAGUUUUAGUGAAUAAUGUAGUAGAAGAUGAAAAAUUAGAAGAAACAGAUGCUGCAAGGAAUGAACCAGAACCUGAGAGUGUUUCAAUAAAAGACGAAAUUAUACCAGCAGACAAUAAAACUCCUGAAAUAGUUAAUGAAAAUUUAGAAGAAAAGGACGAGGUAAACAACAUUUUAGAACAUGAAAGUCCAACACAGUCAGAAAGCCGGUCCACUCGUUGGGAGGCUUUAGCGGAUAUAGCUGCAGAACUCCCACCUUCUCUCGCCGUGGACCCUGUCACUGGGCAAAUAUACUCCCUUACCAAAUAA
Messenger RNA from Pieris macdunnoughi, 657 nucleotides. The record is from the annotation of a GenBank genome assembly. NCBI's taxonomy places the organism in Eukaryota, Metazoa, Arthropoda, Insecta, Lepidoptera, Pieridae.